Molecule: messenger RNA, 334 nt
Organism: Trichomonas vaginalis G3
Lineage: Eukaryota; Parabasalia; Trichomonadida; Trichomonadidae
Product: protein of unknown function, DUF4106 family
Exons: 1
Source: RefSeq, a predicted model, not a curated record
AUGCCACGUAAGCUACGUAAGAAUAUACGUAAGAGGAAGGGAGCAUUGAAACAUCCAAUAGUAAAACUGACACCACAACAACAGUUGCAACAACAAAUGAUGAAUGACCCCACUAUGUUGCAACAAAUGUCAAGCAACCCUAUGCUUUUAAGCCGAGUUAUUGGUGCACAGAGUGGGGGUUUAAGAGCGGCACUUUUAGCGAAAAUGGCAGGCUAUGGUGGAGCUGCAGACGGAACAGCUUAUAACCCUCAAAGUCAAAUGAAUUUGAGUUCACUCAAAAAUCAAAUAACAGAUGUCAAAAAGUCAAACAUAGACAUACAGAAACAAAUAAGUG